GAACCCGAAUUCAAACCCAAAUCCGGACCCGUUUGGCUGCGAGCAUUUGCGCCCUAACGCACAGGAGGACCAAACAACGCCAUACUCCAGGGAAAGAAAAUUUCGCUCGGUUUUUAGCAGUUUCCUGCGGUUUCCCACCCUCCAUGAAAUGGGAUAUGGAGAUCGAAGAAAUCGAAGCAGUUCUGGAAAAAAUCUGGGACUUGCACGACAAGCUCAGCGACGCCAUCCACUCCAUAUCCCGCACCCAUUUUCUCAACUCCAUCAAAACCCUAAAAAAUUCCGAGAAGAAGCAUGAUCAUCAUCACCAGCAGCAGCAGAAGCAGUCCCUCAACGGCGGCGCUGAUGAGACUCGGACCGGGUUUGUGUUCGUUAAAGAUUAUCGGGUCGACGAAGAUGACGACGUUUCGGCGAUUACCGAGGCGAAGAGUCUCAAUGCGAUUCGAACUGCUCUGGAGAACCUCGAGGACCAGCUGGAAUUCUUCCACACUGUCCAAGUUCAGCAGCGGGCUGAGAGAGAUGCAGCUGUUGCACGGUUAGAGCAAAGCCGAAUUAUUCUUGCUAUGAGACUGGCAGAACACCAUGGUAAAAAGUACAAGGUCAUUGAAGAAGCUUUUGCAUUUGUGGGUGAUGUGCGUGAUGCAGGCCGCUAUGUUUCACCUGAGAAUCUUUAUCGGCCAACAAAUUCUUCUGUUGAAAAUUUCGUAACCCUUGGAGGAAACAGGUCAAACAUUUUGAUGAGACUUCUCAUAUCUAGUUUUAGUUUUAUCAAGAAAUCCCUAAAAAUUGAUCAUAUGGGUGGGAUUCUAGGCAAUGCUGCUUUGAUUGCUGUUGGAAUGCUUGCCUUGUUGCAUGUACAGCAAAUGGGCCACAAGGACAAAUUUGUAGGGCAUCCAUUACAAUGGGAAGAUUAUGCUUAUGCCAACAGAAAUGUGAAAAAAACUUCUCGGCUGGAGGGGGGGUCAUCUAGUCAUCGUUUGAGCCACUUGGAUGUGUUACAGGCUAGGGGCUAAAUAUUUACUGGAUGAUGAACUUUUGGCUGAGAUUUAACUUCAUUUUAUUCCACAUUUUUGUUGCUGCAGGCAUAAUCUUCUUGAAAUGAUAUGUAGUUUUCUUGAAAUGCUGCAGAUUGCAUAAUGAGUUUGUCCUUUAACCCUCUAUACAUAUACAGUAGUAGCUGUCUUGCAAUUUUGCGGGAAAAAACCUUAGAUGUAGUGGGUGAAGAAAUUAGCAUGAUUGAUCUGGUUUCUGUUGUGCACCAUCUUAGUUGACUGCAAAUUGUUAGCUGUUUUCCUUGUUUGAUUGUAGAAGAUUGAUUGAUUUGUAUAUAUUCAGAUUUAUCUUGCUGUUUGCAUGGAAUACUUUGAAUGAGUAAUGGAUUGUUUGGAAUUGUUAUUCA
Molecule: messenger RNA, 1396 nt
Organism: Malania oleifera
Lineage: Eukaryota; Viridiplantae; Streptophyta; Magnoliopsida; Santalales; Ximeniaceae
Product: plastid division protein PDV1
Exons: 2
Coding region: 144-1010 (288 amino acids)
Biological process (GO): chloroplast fission
Source: RefSeq, a predicted model, not a curated record